Messenger RNA from Chenopodium quinoa (quinoa), 1881 nucleotides. RefSeq names its product cytochrome P450 76AD1-like. The transcript is spliced from 2 exons. Gene Ontology annotation, molecular function: monooxygenase activity; iron ion binding; heme binding. Lineage: Eukaryota; Viridiplantae; Streptophyta; Magnoliopsida; Caryophyllales; Amaranthaceae. Bases 179 to 1672 code for a protein of 497 amino acids. The record is from RefSeq and is a predicted model, not a curated record.
UUAUUUUAUUGCUUAAGAUAUAUAAUUUCCUUAAUAACUCAUCAGAUCAACACAUUAUUAUAUAUAGUAUAAGAUCAAUACAGAUUUUUUUAAUUUUUUUUUUAUAAAGUAAUGAACAUUAGCUAUCUAAUAAUUAAAGUGACAUUUUGAAUCUCAUCAUCCUUCAUUGAACUGUGAUAUGCUCCAUAAAAUCAUACCUAUGGAAUUUUACACAAUAUUACUCCUUUUGCUGCCCUUCACCAUCUUUCUAGCAUUCUUCCUCUCAAAACACACUAGAUCCAAACUUUCUUGGCCUCCGGGACCAAAAUCAUGGCCUAUAAUAGGCAAUAUUCUCCAACUCGGCGACAAGCCUCAUCGUGCUAUCGCUGAGCUCUCCAAAAUUUACGGCCCUAUAAUGUCUCUCAAACUCGGGAGCAACAGAGUAAUAGUGAUAUCAUCCUCGAAAGUAGCCAAAGAAAUGUUCACUAAACAUGAUUUAGUCCUUUCUAGUAGGAGUAUCCCUGAUAUUGGGAGGGUGUUAAACCAUGAUACUUUCUCAAUGGUUUGGCUCCCUGUAUGCCCCAAAUGGCGAAACCUUAGGAAGAUCGUAACCAUUCAAUUAUUUACGAGUCAACGGCUCGAUGACAGCCAAGUUAUAAGGCAAAAAAAAGUCAACGAGUUGGUUGAGUAUGUGCAACAACGUUGUGAAGAUAGCCUGCCUGUUGAUAUUGGUAAGGCAGGAAAUACUACCUCUCUAAAUUUGUUGUCGAACACGUUUUUCUCGAUCGAUUUGGCUAGCCAUAGUGGUUCGAAAUCGCAAGAGUUUCGAGAUCUGACUCGGAAUAUAGUAGAAGACGCUGCAAGGCCUAAUGUGUCCGAUCUAUUUCCAAUCGUUAGGCGUUGGGAUAUACAAGGUGUGUUGAAGAAGCAUGCAGUUUACUUUCGAAAGUUGAUGAGGAUUUUUGAGAAAAUUAUUGAUGAAAGAUUGAAAGAUUCAAUGGAUGUUAAGGAUGAUGUUCUAGGCACUCUACUCAAGCUUGUUGAGAACAAUGAAUUAAGCCUUGAUGAAGUCAAACAUAUGCUUGUGGAUUUAUUUAUAGCUGGAACAGAUACAACCUCUAUCACAUUAGAGUGGGCAAUGACAGAAUUAUUGCGAAAUCCAACAAAGAUGGAAAAGGCUAAAAGUGAGCUGGAUGAUGUACUUGGCAAGAAAGGAUCAAUGCAAGAAUCAUAUAUUUCAAAUCUACCAUAUAUUCAAGCAGUAUUGAAAGAAACAUUAAGAUUGCAUCCACCGGUCCCACUAUUAAUACCUCACAAGGCUAUAAAAGAAGUACAACUAUGUGACUAUUUAGUUCCAAAAAAUUCAACUUUAUGGGUUAAUGUAUGGUGGAUAAGUCACGAUCCAAGUGUAUGGCCAAAUCCUGAAUGUUUUUCACCUGAAAGGUUUUUAGAGAAAGAAAUUGAUGCUAAGGGACAAGACUUCGAGUUCAUACCAUUUGGAGCGGGAAGAAGGAUGUGUCCAGGAAUACCAUUAGCUUAUAGGAUGUUGCAUCUAAUGUUGGCUACACUAAUACAUUCAUUCAAUUGGAAGUAUGGUAAUGGAGAACAUCCAGAAGAUUUAGAUAUGAAAGAAAAGUUUGGAAUGACGCUUCAAAAAGCUCAUCCACUUGAAGCUAUUCCUUUUCUCAAGUGAUCAUCUCAUAAAUUUAAAUUUUGUGACAAUGCCAUGUUUUUUGGCAUCAUUUAUCAUAUCAUGAGGGCCAUGUGGCGUAUGUACCGUAGUAAUAAAGUUGAUAGAAAUGUUUAGAGCUAAAUAAUGGGAUAAAGAUUCGUAUUUUAAUUGUGUGCAAACACUGAACUAAAUAGUAAAUUAAAUAUGUACUUCGUACCAUACUAUUUUUA